Pomacea canaliculata is the source of this 2630-nucleotide messenger RNA. RefSeq names its product glucose dehydrogenase [FAD, quinone]-like. The record is from RefSeq and is a predicted model, not a curated record. The transcript has 11 exons. NCBI's taxonomy places the organism in Eukaryota, Metazoa, Mollusca, Gastropoda, Architaenioglossa, Ampullariidae. Bases 215 to 1996 code for a protein of 593 amino acids. Gene Ontology annotation, molecular function: flavin adenine dinucleotide binding; oxidoreductase activity, acting on CH-OH group of donors.
GGGAGAGCGAAAUAAAAGAAUUGGUUAAUGUCAGUGUGAGAGGGAUAAAUAAUCGUGAGACUCCUGUCACAAGAAGGGAGGGAGCGGGUACCCAGUCUUACAAGCUGCUAGUGCAGAAGCGGUGCAGGGUGCAUUGUGGCAGGGUGCAUCGUAGGGACGGAAUUUAUUUUGCACGGGCCAUCAAGGAGAGCCCCCAGUGAGAAACUGACGAGAGAUGGCGGCCUUGAUGUCAGUUGCUGCUGUGGUGCUGGUAGCUGUGAUAGCUUUGGUGGUCGUCAUACUGCUUGCCGAGUCUCCAACUCCACUCACAACCUCCAUUGAUGCAGAAUACGAUUAUAUCAUAGUGGGGGCGGGGUCAGCGGGCUGCGUGCUGGCCAGUCGGCUGUCCGAAGAUGAUGACGUGCGUGUCUUGCUGCUGGAGGCGGGGCCAGAUGACCAGGGCGUGACAGAUUUUUCCGUUCCUCUUUAUGGCGCGUGGCAUGUGCGGAGGAAAGACUUCAGCUGGAACAGUUUCACUGAAUCUCAGAGCCACAGCCUAGACGGCUAUAAACAAAAGAAAAUGAUAUUUACACGAGGGAAGGUUCUGGGCGGAAGUUCCAACCUUAAUGCGAUGAUCUACAUCCGGGGCAGUCGCCAUGAUUAUGAUAACUGGGCCAAGUCCGGCGCAGAAGGCUGGAGUUACCAGGAUGUAUUGCCCUACUUCUUGAAGUCGGAAGACAUACUCAGUCCAGAUUUGUUGGAUUCUAAGUACCAUGGGAAAGGAGGCCCUCUAAAGGUAGAGAUUCCGGACACCACACAACUGGCACAAGAGAUCUUACGUGCUGGAAAGGAGCUGGGCUACCCCGAGGUGGAUCCCAACGGCGAGACUAUGCUAGGUUUCAGCAGGGUGCAGGCGACCCAGAAGAACGGAGUCCGCUACAGCACGUCACGCGCCUUUUUACACCCUGUCCUUGACCGCUCUAAUCUGCAUGUUGGGGUCAAUGCUCACGUCACUCGAGUGUUGAUCGAAGACGGAGUGGCGAGAGGAGUGGAGUUUAGUCUGGAUGGGACCCUGCGCACAGUUCGUGCCAAGAAGGAAGUGAUUGUGUCUGCUGGUGCCAUCGGGUCUCCACAGAUCCUCAUGUUGUCCGGAGUUGGUCCCAGAGACCAUCUAGAGUCUCAUGGAAUCAAAGUUCAUGUUGACCUACCCGUUGGUGAUAACCUGCAGGAUCACCUCCUUAUGAACAUCGGUAUUAGCAUCAACGACUCCAUCGGUAUCACCUGGGAGAAGGCAAGCAGUUUGUGGGAGCGUGCUAAGUACUGGCUCUUCGGGAAAGGAAUCCUCAGCUCCACAUACGGUACAGAGACCCUUGCUUUCAUGGCCAGUAAUGAAGAAAAACGAAAACUAAGAUGGCCAGAUGUUGAGCUUAAUCUGUUUUCUUCCCUAUUCUUUAGAGAUUCCGACAUUCUGACGGCAGAGAACAUAGAACGAGUGUCUGGAAGAAAAAAUAAAGUCGGGCUGUCAUGCUUAUCCACGCUGCUGCACUCUCUCAGCGUGGGGUCAGUGCGCCUGCGCAGUGGGAAUCCUGUGGACGACCCCGUCAUUGACCCGCACUAUUUAGAGAGGCCAGAGGACGUGGAGGUCAUUCUGUACGGUAUAAAAGUCUGUAAGGAGCUGGUGAACACUUCUGCUUUACGGAAAUUUGGAGCGGAACUGGCAGACAAACCGGUGAGAGCAUGCGCGGACAAGCACGCGCCGGACUCUGACGAUUACUGGCGCUGCGCCAUUCGCUACUCCGUGUCCACGUCCUUUCACAUCACCGGCACGUGCAAAAUGGGUGACGUCACUGACAACACCACGGUGGUCGACAGUCAGCUGAGGGUCAAGGGUAUCCGUAGCCUGCGGGUGGUGGAUGCCUCCAUCAUGCCCACCAUCGUCUCCGGCAACACCAACGCCGCUGUCAUCAUGAUUGCAGAAAAGGCUGCAGACAUCAUCAGGGGGCGCUCUACUGUGUGACGUCAGCAGAUCUUGUGAUGAAAACACCUGAGGAUAAAGGGCCUCGAACCUUAUAGUUUUUUUGUUUUUUUUGUCUUAAAAGUUUUGAGGAAUUCAGCCAUCCAGCUAUUCAUUCGUAGGAAGGUUUAAGGGAACAGUUCACUAAUCAAACCAUACAUUUUAAAGAGUAAUGCAGUACACCUUGUGGUCUUUCUUCCACUUGAGAUGGAGGACAAGGAGGAGGACAGUUUCACUGCGAUGGUUACUUACACAGCCUCAUUGUUUUUGGAACAAAAAUGCCUGAAUGUCAUGAACUUUGAUUUUUCUAAAAAUUAAAUAAUAUCCCAACAUGAUUACAGCUUAUCCGCAACAGACAGAAUAAAAAGAUUUAAAUGAUAAAUUUAGUGCAAUUUUUCUAUCAAAAUUAUUUUAGAGAUUCAAUGGUGAGGCAAACAGCGGAGUGUUCUUUCAGUAAAUGAAACCAACGCAGUGUAAAAUAUUGUUCUUUCUGAUUAAGUAUGAAUUUUCCUUGUUAUCGUCUAAAACGAGGCCAGAUUAUAUUUUGUCUUAUCUGUCAACACCAAGAAAAGCAAACUAAAUAUUUACGACGUGAAUGUAGAUUUUAUUUUAAAUAAACUCUUUUACAAACAUCAAA